GCCCGGGGAGCCGCCGCCGCCGCCGCCGCCGCCUGGGCCGGGAAGCGAUGUAGUAGCUGCCAGGCUGUCCCCCGCCCUGCCCGGCCCGAGCCCCGCGGGCCGCUGCCGCCACCGCCGCCAUGAAGAAGCAGUUCAACCGCAUGAAGCAGCUGGCUAACCAGACCGUGGGCAGAGCUGAGAAAACAGAAGUCCUUAGUGAAGAUCUAUUACAGAUUGAGAGACGCCUGGACACGGUGCGGUCAAUAUGCCACCAUUCCCAUAAGCGCUUGGUGGCAUGUUUCCAGGGCCAGCAUGGCACCGAUGCCGAGAGGAGACACAAAAAACUGCCUCUGACAGCUCUUGCUCAAAAUAUGCAAGAAGCAUCGACUCAGCUGGAAGACUCUCUCCUGGGGAAGAUGCUGGAGACGUGUGGAGAUGCUGAGAAUCAGCUGGCUCUCGAGCUCUCCCAGCACGAAGUCUUUGUUGAGAAGGAGAUCGUGGACCCUCUGUACGGCAUAGCCGAGGUGGAGAUUCCCAACAUCCAGAAACAGCGGAAGCAGCUUGCAAGAUUGGUGUUAGACUGGGAUUCAGUCAGAGCCAGGUGGAACCAAGCUCACAAAUCCUCAGGAACCAACUUUCAGGGGCUUCCAUCAAAAAUAGAUACUCUAAAGGAAGAGAUGGAUGAAGCUGGAAAUAAAGUAGAACAGUGCAAGGAUCAACUUGCAGCAGACAUGUACAACUUUAUGGCCAAAGAAGGGGAGUAUGGCAAAUUCUUUGUUACGUUAUUAGAAGCCCAAGCAGAUUACCAUAGAAAAGCAUUAGCAGUCUUAGAAAAGACCCUCCCCGAAAUGCGAGCCCAUCAAGAUAAGUGGGCGGAAAAACCAGCCUUUGGGACUCCCCUGGAAGAACACCUGAAGAGGAGCGGGCGUGAGAUUGCGCUGCCCAUUGAAGCCUGUGUCAUGCUGCUUCUGGAGACAGGCAUGAAGGAGGAGGGCCUUUUCCGAAUUGGGGCUGGGGCCUCCAAGUUAAAGAAGCUGAAAGCUGCUUUGGACUGUUCUACUUCUCACCUGGAUGAGUUCUAUUCAGACCCCCAUGCUGUAGCAGGUGCUUUAAAAUCCUAUUUACGGGAAUUGCCUGAACCUUUGAUGACUUUUAAUCUGUAUGAAGAAUGGACACAAGUUGCAAGUGUGCAGGAUCAAGACAAAAAACUUCAAGACUUGUGGAGAACAUGUCAGAAGUUGCCACCACAAAAUUUUGUUAACUUUAGAUAUUUGAUCAAGUUCCUUGCAAAGCUUGCUCAGACCAGCGAUGUGAAUAAAAUGACUCCUAGCAACAUUGCGAUUGUGUUAGGCCCUAACUUGUUAUGGGCCAGAAAUGAAGGAACACUUGCUGAAAUGGCAGCAGCCACAUCCGUCCAUGUGGUUGCGGUGAUUGAACCCAUCAUUCAGCAUGCUGACUGGUUCUUCCCUGAAGAGGUGGAAUUUAAUGUAUCAGAAGCAUUUGUACCUCUCACCACCCCGAAUUCUAAUCACUCAUUCCACACUGGAAACGACUCUGACUCGGGGACCCUGGAGAGGAAGCGGCCUGCUAGCAUGGCGGUGAUGGAAGGAGACUUGGUGAAGAAGGAAAGUCCUCCCAAACCGAAGGACCCUGUAUCUGCAGCUGUGCCAGCACCAGGGAGAAACAACAGUCAGAUAGCAUCUGGCCAAAACCAGCCCCAGGCAGCUGCUGGCUCCCACCAGCUCUCCGUGGGCCAACCUCACAAUGCUGCAGGGCCCAGCCCGCAUACACUGCGCCGAGCUGUUAAAAAACCCGCUCCAGCACCCCCGAAACCAGGCAACCCACCUCCUGGCCACCCCGGGGGCCAGAGUUCUUCAGGAACAUCUCAGCAUCCACCCAGUCUGUCACCAAAGCCACCCACCCGAAGCCCCUCUCCUCCCACCCAGCACACGGGCCAGCCUCCAGGCCAGCCCUCCGCCCCCUCCCAGCUCUCAGCACCCCGGAGGUACUCCAGCAGCCUGUCUCCAAUCCAAGCUCCCAAUCACCCGCCGCCACAGCCCCCUACCCAGGCCACGCCACUGAUGCACACCAAACCCAAUAGCCAGGGCCCUCCCAACCCCAUGGCAUUGCCCAGUGAGCAUGGACUUGAGCAGCCAUCUCACACCCCUCCCCAGACUCCAACGCCCCCCAGUACUCCGCCCCUAGGAAAACAGAACCCCAGUCUGCCAGCUCCUCAGACCCUGGCGGGGGGUAACCCUGAGACUGCACAGCCACAUGCUGGAACCUUACCGAGACCGAGACCAGUACCAAAGCCAAGGAACCGGCCCAGCGUGCCCCCACCCCCACAACCUCCUGGUGUCCACUCAGCUGGGGACAGCAGCCUCACCAACACAGCACCAACAGCUUCCAAGAUAGUAACAGAUGCCCUUCCUAGUGCCCUCACAGGUGGGGAAGGUUUCCAGGACUAAGGUCUGUAAUGGCCCCGAGCAGCUUGCCCCAUAGCUCGCCCCACAGCUCCAAAUGCUCCUGCUUAGCCGUGUUUUGCAUAUGUGCUUUUGACCGUGUGCCCAGGAGCAGCCGUUUGACCGUGUGCCCUGACAGCCAAUGGGCCAUCCAUUCCGUAGCAUAUUGACAUUUCUUUAUUUUUAUCAGAAGCACUUUGAGCUGCAGUGCUUCAAAUUCGAGGAGUAGAUGUCAGUAGAUCAAGAGCCUGAUUUCAAGCUGCUCUUGAAGAGUAUCUUCUUUCUUAGGGGCCAGGCACAGUGGCUCGUGCCUCUAAUCCCAGUACUUUGAGUGGCUGAGGCAAGAGGAUUGCUUGAGCUCAGGAGUUCGAGACUGCAGUGGGUAGUGAUUGUGUCACUGCACACUGCAGUCCAGCCCGCAUGACAGAGUGAGACCCUGUCUCUUUUUAAAAAAAAAAAAAAAAGAGGAAUAUCUUCUAUCUUUUUGGUGAGCCUCUUAGCAGCAGUCUACUCUUCCCAGUGUGAUUUACCUGUCACUGAUGGGCUCACCAGCAUCCAACCAAAGAGGACCCAGGUGCAGUCAGCAUGGGAGGAAAUUGUGUCCUUUGUGUCUUGAGCUUUAAUUUUAAAUUUUUGUAUCUUAAGUGCAAGUUAACUGCCUGGAGCUUCUUAAUUUGAUAUUUUAAAUUCUCAAGACCAAAAAAUUAAAAAAAAUCUUCUGCCAAAUACCCUACACUGAAUUAUUUUAAAUUCCUUUGCAUUCUAGCAUGCUUACGUUUUGCUUUAUUAAACCAUAUGAGCUUUUUAAAAGGCACUGUGAGCUCAUCUAAGUCUGCCGCUGGGUCUACAUGUGGACAGCAUAAGGCCCUCAUUAUGUGUACAGCUGCUUUCAUCAGCUGGCCUGAGCCUUGCGCCUAUCGUGGGCCCCUUAGCCAGAGUGCUCACAGCUUAGGUCUGAGGAAGACUUUCUGGAGGAACCAUAAGUGGAAAACCAGAGCGUAGCCUUCAAAACAGGGAGGAGGCCCGGGUGCGAUUCCACAAUUUCAUGCUUGUGACACACCAAAAUGUUAUUCUCAGAUAUUUCCUUUUAUUUAAAUGAAAGAUUCCAAACCAGAAUUAUGCCUGUUUUUUAAUACCAUUGUUAUCCGGGGUGUAUUUAUUCCACAAGUUUAGUUUACUGAUCUGCUACAACACUGUAAUGUACUGCCUGUAAUUAUUAGAUAAGUGAAAUUUUACAUUAAAAAUGUGUUUCCCAAAGAUACUAGCUAUUUAAAAACCGGUCUAUGCUAUAAAUUCUCCUAACUCAAGAAAUUCCAGGUUACCAGGGUUAUCUUUGUAUUACAGAAUUAACCUGUACUAUCUUAAAAUCCCCUGGCCUCCCAUUGAAAGUACACAGAAGGCCAACAUUUAGAAUUUUUUAAUCUGCUAGUAUUGAUCAUACUGCUAUUAACCAUUCUUGGAUAUAGCCAUUGGGUUUUUCAAGGAGGAAAAAAUAUAUAACUUCCUUGGACAGGAUGGUCCUUUAUUAUGACAUAAUGUUUUCACUUAGAAAACUUUAGAUGGACAAAUUCCUGAAAACAGUUUAUUCCUUUAGAAUUGGAUUAAGUUAGAGUUUUGAAGAGUUGGGUUAAGGCUCAUGGGAUUAAGAUAAACUCUUGGGGGGAGAUUAUUGCUGCCAAGCAGGUUUGGCAGCCAACUUCUCACAGCUCAGCACCAGCACUGGAGGAUGCCGGCAUUCUGGCAUCAUUUUGAGUCUCCUGUUAAUUGUGACUCUAGAGAGCAGUAAGAGUUUUAAUUCCCAUGUAAAAGAGUUUACAUCUUGCUAUUU
Gorilla gorilla gorilla (western lowland gorilla) is the source of this 4269-nucleotide messenger RNA. It is a transcript of the gene ARHGAP17, whose product is annotated as Rho GTPase activating protein 17. The record is from RefSeq and is a predicted model, not a curated record. Lineage: Eukaryota; Metazoa; Chordata; Mammalia; Primates; Hominidae. Gene Ontology annotation, molecular function: GTPase activator activity; protein binding. The transcript has 19 exons. Gene Ontology annotation, biological process: regulation of actin cytoskeleton organization; signal transduction; positive regulation of GTPase activity. Gene Ontology annotation, cellular component: cytosol; intracellular anatomical structure; cytoplasm. Bases 120 to 2447 code for a protein of 775 amino acids.